Wallemia ichthyophaga EXF-994 is the source of this 4368-nucleotide messenger RNA. RefSeq lists its product as uncharacterized. The transcript is spliced from 5 exons. The record is from RefSeq and is a predicted model, not a curated record. Gene Ontology annotation, biological process: cell motility; intracellular signal transduction; phosphatidic acid biosynthetic process. Lineage: Eukaryota; Fungi; Basidiomycota; Wallemiomycetes; Wallemiales; Wallemiaceae. Bases 1 to 4368 code for a protein of 1455 amino acids. Gene Ontology annotation, molecular function: D-type glycerophospholipase activity; phosphatidylinositol binding.
AUGACCAAGCUUGCGGACUUAACGCUGGAGCUUCAGAAGACGCAGAUUGAUGAUAGAGACAACACUCUCACACAAUUGCCGUUACACGAAGAGCCAGAGAAGCUGUCCUCUGGAAAGCUGUCACCCCCGCUUCCCCCACUAGAUACAAAGGAUCCGAUGAAAUCUACAAAACACUCGCGUCCUUCCUCCUCACGUCCCUCGCCUACGCUCUCAAUGAGCUCAUACGCAGGCACCUCGCAGCAUCCAAACCCACGCGCUAGACUUUUGCUUAAUAUGCCUGAUACUCCCACUUCUCUCGCGGGUAAAGAAGACGACCCUUUCGCUAAAAAGUUCGCUCCAAAUCAGAAUGAAAUGAAAGGCGUUUACUCAGCACAGCAGUCACGCUCUUCCUCUAUCGGUUUAGAGUCUUCCAGCGAGUGGGAGGAUGAAGAUCCCUCCCCAAAACCCGCAAAAAAGAAAAAAAACAAAGCACAAGUUAGGUCAAUGUCUCAGGAUGACACUGUCCAGAAAAAGAAGGAAAACAGCUCAGAUUAUCCACGCCUUCAGAAUGCUACCACCCAGAUAUCAAGGAGGUCUUCUUACAACGACAAGAAUGAUAAAUCUGGUAAGCACCGUUGGGCUGCUAUCAAAUCAAAGAUCAUUGGUCAUAAAUCUAUACAACCACGUACUGGCGCUGAAGUUGACUUGGUCACUGAGUGCAUGUAUGGUAUGUUACCCGCUGUGAUGCUCAAAAUGGCUCUCGAUCGCGAUGAGCAUCACUCUCCACGUAUACCUGUAUUUCUCCAUCACUUAAAAAUUAGAGUCAGCGAUAGUGUUCAUCCACUCUCCAACACUCACGCUAUGUUUAGAAUUGAGUGUCAGUACGGUGAUUCCAACCUAAGAUGGACCAUUUAUCGCGAACUACGUGACUUUGUUAGUCUACAUACCCACUUCCGCGUCGCCUCAGUCAGAAGAGCGAUGGAUGGCUUACCAGAAUUCCCAAAAACAAGCUUACCCUACUUUAACUUACUCAAAAGGGAGGGCAGACUCAAAGGUAAAGAACUCUCCAAGUCGGAUUUCGCUAGAAUGCAAAGAGAUUCAUUACAAAACUACCUCAUUGACCUUAUCCGUGCCACAAUGUUCUCAUCCUCCGCCAACCGCAUUUGUAGAUUCUUUGAGUUCUCAGCACUUACAGUCUGCUUGAUCCAGAAUGGCGGUAGUCAAGGUAAAGCCGGUUACCUGCGCAUCAUGUCAAAUAACUGCGGUAGACUCUCUGCACAACCAUCGAUUGUUUCGGCGAUAAGCAUUAAGAAGUUGCGUGAACCAAAGUGGUGGAUUGUCAGAGACGACUACUUGGUAUGCGUCGAGGAUGCCCAUUCAAUAAGUGUUUAUGACGUCUUCUUGAUUGAUAGUGACUUUUCCAUCGAAAGGCCAAAAAGAUACUACAGACAAACAGCUAAUGCAAUUAGAGCGCCAUUUAUCGAGGGUGAGGCAUUCCUUCAGCACCAUCAUCCUCACUUGCACAGUCACUCUCACUCACGCCAAGUUUCUCAACCUAAGGAUUCCAGGUUAGAUACGAUGAAGAGCACUGAAACACGUCCAUCAAGCUCACAAGAACAUGAUCGUGACGAUAGUGUUGAGGAAGCUAGAUUGGAGCAGCAGCAGCAGCAGAAUAUAAAUGAGCAUGCCGUUGAUUCUGACCCUCAAUUCGCCGUCUCAAAUGAAGUGAAAAAGAGCAAGACUAAAGAUACCUCAACACACACAUUCUAUAUCCGCAAUGCAGAAAGAAGGAUGAAGCUCGUAGCAAAAAACGAAAGACAAAUGGAACAGUUUAUCCAGAGCAUGAUGAUGAUGAAAAAUAACACACUAUGGUCAAAGAUUCACAGAUUUGACUCAUUCGCACCAGUUCGUCUCAACGUCAGUGCACAAUGGCUUAUUGAUGGACGCGACUACUUCUGGCAGCUGUCUCGUGCAGUUUCAUUAGCCCGGGAAAGUAUAUAUAUUCACGAUUGGUGGUUAUCGCCUGAGCUGCAGCUGCGCAGGCCAGGUCAUCCUAAAUGGACCCUUACAAAUCUCCUUCAAAGGAAAGCAGCAGAAGGCGUCAAAAUUUACGUUAUUGUGUAUAGAGAAGUCUCAAAUGAGUUUACGCCUAUCGACUCAAACUACACGAAACAAAAACUGCGUUCGUUGAAUGAGAACAUCAUGGUUCAGAGAUCUCCUUCACAUAUCACCACAGGUGUAUUGUACUUCUCGCACCACGAAAAGCUAUGUGUAGUUGAUCAGACAAUGGUAUUUAUGGGUGGCUUAGAUCUUUGUUUCGGUAGAUGGGACACUCCACAGCACAUUUGUGUCGAUGAGGGAGGUGAAAACGGAGAUGAAUAUAUCUGGCCAGGAAAAGACUACUCGAAUGCACGUGUAUCUGAUUUCCGCGACCUCAACAAGCCAUACGAGGAUAUGUUCGAUAGAAGCACUACGCCUCGCAUGCCAUGGCAUGAUGUGGGCUUGCAGCUUAUUGGUCAACCAGCGCGUGAUCUUUCGCGCCACUUCAUUCAGCGCUGGAACUAUCUUUUGCGAACAAAGCACCACAGUCGCGAGCUUCCCUUCCUGUUACCACCAAACGACCUCAGCAACCGUGAUCUCGAAAUGCAAAAGAUGAAUGGUACACUCGAGAUGCAAAUAUGUCGCUCUUGUGGACCAUGGUCGAUUGGAACACCUGAUAAGAUCGAGCACUCGAUUCAAAAUGCCUACGUCAAGGCGAUACAGAAAAGUGAACACUUUGUCUAUAUCGAAAAUCAAUUCUUUGUUACAUCCACCAUUGUGGAUACUACAGUGAUUGAGAAUCAGAUUGGGGAUGCUUUAGUGAACCGCAUCAUUCGCGCACAUCGCGAGAACACAACGUGGAGGGCCUGUAUCAUUAUUCCUCUCAUGCCAGGCUAUUCCCAGUCGGUAGACAACCCUGCAGCUUCAUCUGUAAGACUGAUCGUUGACUGUCAGAACAGAUCCAUCUGUCGCGGUGCACAAUCGAUCUUUGCUAGACUUCGCAAGGAGGGUAUUGAUCCUGACGACUACAUAACCUUCUUCAGUUUGCGCAACUGGGGUAAAUUCAAAUCAGGUAACCUCACUUCGGAGAUUCUUUACAUUCACGCCAAGACGAUGACUGUCGAUGAUCGAUUGACAAUAAUAGGAAGUGCAAAUAUCAACGAGCGCAGUCAGCGCGGUGACAGAGAUUCGGAGUUAGCUUCCAUUAUCCGCGACACUGAUAUGAUAGAUUCAGAGAUGGCUGGCAGACCGUACAAAGUUGGGAGAUUUAAUCACACUUUGAGAAUAAGAUUGAUGAGAGAGCAUCUCGGUAUUGAUGUCGACGACCUUCAUAUGAAUGAGCAGAUGGCUAAGGGGAGAGCAGCAGAAGCAGCAGCAGCUGAAUCAACAAAUUCAGCACCCCCAGCUGGACCAACCGAUCCUAACACGCCAGGGAUCGCAAAUACUGAAGGAACUAAUUACUGGGCGCCUGAGCACGACCACGUGCAUACAAAGGACGACAGACACCCUACUAAUGUAGCAGCAGAGGAUCUGCAAAUAACUGAUCCAAUAGACAGGUUGCAGAGUGCGCUAAAAAAGUCUUAUCACGAAAUCAAGGGGGAGAUGGCGGAAGAUGGGAGUAUAGCGAAAAAGGUGGAGCAGGACCAAGCGGAUAAACGUGAGAAUGGGGAGGCUGUAUCUGCGGCUGACAAGAGCGGUGGCAGUAACCUUGAGAGGCGGACUCGGUCGAGAGGAUUCAGUACUACUAGUUCGGCGAUAACGAACGAGCGCCGCAGUAGGAGAUCGACGCAGGCACUGACAAGAGGCAAUACCUAUUCUAUGCCAUUCCUAGGACCAGAUUUCGAUAAGGAUAGUUUUGUGGAUCCGUGUUCGGAGGAAUUCUUUGAGGACAUUUGGAUAGCUUCAGCGAUAUAUAACACGGAAAUCUAUCGCAAAGUGUUCCAUUGCACGCCAGAUGAUACGGUGACUACUUGGAGGCAGUUCAAGAACUUCAGCAUGAUGGCUGAGAAACACAAGAAGCCGAUCGUGGAGGAGAGUAUGGAGAGGUCAAACAGCGGGACGUCUUCUAAGUAUUUGAAUGGGAUGACGAGUGCGGGUAGUGGGAGUAAUGGGGAAGACGAUACACAUGCGCAAAAGCCACAGAGAAGCCGGAGAAAUAUGCGUAAUGGAAGUAUGACGGCUGAAUCUGGAGGGUAUACGAGGAGUGAAAUCGACGCAAUGGAGAAGCUGCUUAAUCGGCUCAAGGGGAAUUUGGUGGUGUACCCUACCAAGUUUUUAGAGACCGAGGACAUGUCUGGUAAUUUCCUCUUUAAUGCCGAUCAUUUACAUCCAUUACAAGUUUACAACUAA